This is a messenger RNA of Phanerochaete carnosa HHB-10118-sp, 1278 nucleotides long. RefSeq lists its product as uncharacterized. Gene Ontology annotation, molecular function: fructose-2,6-bisphosphate 2-phosphatase activity. The record is from RefSeq and is a predicted model, not a curated record. Gene Ontology annotation, biological process: positive regulation of DNA repair; regulation of pentose-phosphate shunt; negative regulation of glycolytic process. NCBI's taxonomy places the organism in Eukaryota, Fungi, Basidiomycota, Agaricomycetes, Polyporales, Phanerochaetaceae. Bases 1 to 828 code for a protein of 275 amino acids. Gene Ontology annotation, cellular component: cytosol. The transcript has 8 exons.
AUGGCUGAGUCUGGCACUGUCGCAAUCACGUUUAUUCGUCAUGGAGAGUCUGAAGACAACCUGCGCCCGAUCUGGGCAGGUUGGAGAGACACCCCGCUCUCCGAGCUAGGGACAAAGCAAGUAAAAGCUCUCGGAUCCUCACUUUCGUCAACGCGCUUCGAUAUCAUCCUGUCAUCGACAUUGAGACGGGCGUAUAUGACUGCAAAGGCAGUCCAGGAGGCACAGCACGAACCUAAGCCAGAGAUACUCACCUCGCUGCUCCUCCGAGAGCAGACCCGCGGGAUCGCGGAGGGUCAUCCUUGGAUUACGGAGCCGAGGCUGGGGCUGUCGUUGGAGGAGCACUACGCGCAGGGUCUCUUCCCAAUCCACCACGAACGGUGGCAAAAAUUCCCUGGAGGCGAGUCGCUUGAAGAUCUUGAGCUAAGGGCGAACAAGGCGGUAAAGGAGGUUAUCCUGCCACAUGCACUGACGCUUUCGAAGGUCCGAAAGCCCAAGACUCACAUUGCCGUGGCGAGCCAUGGGCUGUUAAUUGCAGAGAUGAUACCAGCGCUCUUGAAGCUGGACCCGACCAGUAGCGAGCCCCACACAACGUACCGAGGGAUGCUCAACAGUGCUUGGGCACGAGUGACGGUAGAGAUUGUCGGAGGACACGACCGCGACGAGCGAUGGCCUGACAUGCGUGUUAGGGUGACAGACUUCAAUAGUCAUGCACAUUUGAAUUCUAUCGUACCGCUGAGCACUGGUUCGGAGAAGAGGGACAGUGUCCAGACUUUUGCAGGGGACGAGGAGGAUUCGAUUGCCAUUCAGGCAGAGCAGAAAGUCAACUAGUCUUGCCGGGGAGAGAUAGAGCGUCCCUAAUGUAUUUCCGGAGUUUGUGAACAUUGGAGGUGGAAGAAUACGUCUAGAGAUGUCUGCACGUGCUCAGCCUCAUUAGGAGAUCAAGUGACUGUGGUAUAUAUACCGAACUUAGGGCGAGCCGUACGGUAGCAGCUUCUUCAAGGUGCUUGUCUGUUUGCCAUGAGAGUACGCAGUCUGGGCCAGCCGGUUUUUCUGUGCAGGCGUCUUGUCUACAUUCAAAUGCGAGUGAAAUGGACGCGCUCGUUUGAACUUGCCGUUCGAGACAGACCUCCACCGCUUCUUCGCGCCCGAGUGGGUCUUGAGCUUGGGGUAUUGAUGCAUUGCCGACGUCGAGAAAGAACGUAUGGACGACGCUAAGCGUGCCGCAAGGGGGAACAUGGUGACUUGUCUCUCUGCUCGUGCAAGUCGGAGAGCAAGCGC